UAAAAAAAAAGAUCUAAAAUGGGAAUGCUGAGAGGAGUCGCAGCUGUCAUGCUGGUUGUGCUGUCAUUGGCAUAUCAGGGCAUCCGCCCUCCGCCGCCCAAAAUUUGUGGCUCUCCAGGUGGUCCACCCAUCGCGGCACCCCGAGUAAGGCUCAGAGAUGGCCGAUACUUGGCCUACAAAGAGCAAGGAGUACCAAGAGAAUUGGCUGACCACAAGAUCGUCUUUGUGCACGGCACUGACUCCUGUAGGCACGAUGCAGUGAUAGCAACAGAUGUUUCCCCGGCGUUUCAUGAGGAAUUGAAGGUGUAUGUCUUGUCAUUCGAUAGACCGGGAUACGGGGAAAGCGACCCGGACCCGAAAAGGACACCGAAGAGUCUGGCUCUGGAUAUAGAAGAGCUUGCUGAUCAGUUGGGACUGGGAACCAAGUUCUAUGUAAUUGGGUAUUCCAUGGGAGGCCAGGCUACUUGGGGUGUCCUCAAGUAUAUCCCCCACAGGUUAGCCGGAGUAGCUCUCAUCGCUCCCGUAGUCAACUACUGGUGGCCCGGGUUUCCCGCCAACCUAUCCACGGAAGGCUACUACUUGCAGCCACCACAGGACCAGUGGGCACUUAGAGUGGCUCACUAUGCCCCUUGGCUCACCUACUGGUGGAACACCCAAAAGUGGUUCCCCGCAUCCAGCGUCGCCACUCGUGCUCCCCACAUCAUGUCCCGUCAAGACAUGGAAGUCAUCCCCAAGAUGAUUGGGCGCCGCAAGGAUGCGCCGUGGGUGAACGUGAGGCAACAAGGAGAAGCCGAGUCGAUCCAUCAGGACAUGACAGUUGGUUUCGGGAGUUGGGAGUUCGAUCCUAUGGAAAUUGAGAACCCUUUCCCGAACAAGGAAGGGUCGGUGCAUCUGUGGCAAGGCGAUGACGAUAGGCUAGUCCCCGCUUUGCUUCAACGGCAUAUUGCGCAAAAGCUUUCGUGGAUUGAGUACCACGAGCUACCCGGUGGUCCGCCCAUCACGGCAACCCGAGUAAGGCUCAGAGAUGGCCGAUACUUGGCCUACAAAGAGCAAGGAGUACCGAGAGAGUCGGCCGAACACAAGAUCAUCUUUGUGCACGGCUCCGACUCCUGUAGGCACGACGCGGUGAUAGCACAGGAUGUUUCCCUGGUGGUUCUUGAGGAAUUGAAGGUGUACGUCUUGUCAUUUGAUAAACCGGGAUAUGGAGAAAGCGACCCGGACCUGAAAAGGACACCAAAGAGUCUGGCUCUGGAUAUAGAAGAGCUUGCUGAUCAGUUGGGACUGGGAACCAAGUUCUAUGUGGUUGGGCAUUCCAUGGGAGGCCAGGCUACUUGGGGUGUCCUCAAGUAUAUCCCUCACAGGUUAGCCGGAGCAGCUCUCACCGCUCCUGUAAUCAACUACUGGUGGCCAGGGCUUCCCGCCAACAUAUCCAAUGAAGGCUACUACUUGCAGCUACCCCAGGACCAGUGGGCACUCAGAGUGGUUCACUAUGCCCCUUGGCUCACCUAUUGGUGGAACACCCAAAAGUGGUUCCCUGCAUCCAGCGUCGUCACUCGCGCCCCCCGCAUCUUGGGCAGUCAAGACAUGGAAAUCAUCCCCAAGAUGAUGGAGCACCGCAAUGACGCAUCGCGGGUGAUCGUGAGGCAACAAGGAGAAGCCGAGUCGAUCCUUCGGGACAUGAUGGUUGGUUUCGGGAGUUGGGAGUUCGAUCCAAUGGAUAUUGAGAACCCUUUUCCAAACAAGGAAGGAGCGGUGCAUCUGUGGCAAGGUGAUGACGAUAGGCUAGUCCCUGUUUUGCUUCAACGGCACAUUGCACAAAAGCUUUCGUGGAUUCAGUACCACGAGCUACCCGAUGCUGGGCAUUUUUUCCCUUAUGCUGAUGGGAUGGGUGAAGCUAUUCUGAAGGCACUUAUCGCUGUGCAGAUAAAGCGUAGGGAUCAGAAAACUCUGCAUUUGUAUUCAACUAGACGAGCCUAGUGAUCAAUUCAAACAGUUUCAGCCAACCAGACUGGACAGAGGAUCCAUCAUGUCAUGCUACCGAACUUGUUGAAGUUGAUGAUUCAUGUGGAUACGAUACAAUCACAUGCUCAAUACAUAACCUGAAGACGCUGGA
Messenger RNA from Syzygium oleosum, 2113 nucleotides. RefSeq lists its product as uncharacterized. Lineage: Eukaryota; Viridiplantae; Streptophyta; Magnoliopsida; Myrtales; Myrtaceae. The record is from RefSeq and is a predicted model, not a curated record. The transcript is spliced from 10 exons. The coding region runs from base 19 to 1977 and encodes 652 amino acids.